This is a messenger RNA of Arvicanthis niloticus (Nile rat), 1182 nucleotides long. The record is from RefSeq and is a predicted model, not a curated record. Lineage: Eukaryota; Metazoa; Chordata; Mammalia; Rodentia; Muridae.
AUGACAUCACAUUCCACCUCUGCCCAGUGUUCGGCAUCUAACAGUGCUUGCAGAAUUUCUUCAGAAUAAAUCAGUCAGCAGGAUCACACUAUGGAUAUUCCAAGUCAAGAUCAAUUGAAGCACGGUACAGCAGAAUACUCCAAUCCCAGAAAAAGAACUGAAGAAGAAGACAUUCACACACUGCCUACCUCACGACGUAAACGCCAAGAUUCCAGAGCAGAUGAAGACUUGAUAGAACAUUUAUCUCAAGACGAGACGUCUAGGCUUGACCUUGAUUUUGAGGAGCGGGAUAUUGCUGGCCUGCCUUGGUGGCUUCUGGAGAAUCUGAGAAACAACUAUAUACCUAGAAGUAACGGCUCAACUGAUUUACAGACAAAUCAGGAUAUAGGUACUGCCAUCGUUUCAGACACUACGGACGAUUUGUGGUUUUCAAAUGAGACUGUGUCAGAGCAGUUAGGUGUUGGAAUAGAAGUUGAAGCUGCUAAUUCUGGGCAAGCAAGUGAAGUAGGGAAAACAAGUGACAAGAAGAUGGUUGAAGUAGGGAAAGAUGGUGAUCUUGAGGAGUCCAAGUCCUUAAGUGAUGAUACUGAUGUGGAAGUUACUCCUGAGGAUGAGUGGCAGUGUACGGAAUGCAAGACGUUUAAUGCUCUAAGCAAGAUGUACUGUUUUCGUCCCUGGUCCUUGAUGAAGGAUUGUUCUUCGGAUUGUUCUGAAUUAGCUCAUUCUCUCUCUGCAUCUAAUAUCUCUGCCAUACCUGAAAAGAAGAAGGACAAUGAAGGAAUCGCUGUCCCUGAUUCUAGGAGAACCAUUUCAGCUCCUGUUGUUAGGCCUGAAGAUGAAUUUCUAAAGGAGGAAAAGCCCAGGUUCGAUCCUUGCAACUCAGUGGAGUUUUGGGAUUUGGCUCAUGGCUCGGAAAGCCAAGAGAUCAUUUCAAGCACGAGAGAGCAAACAGAUAUUUUUUCUGAGCAGAAAACGGAAACAGAAAGUAUGGAAGAUUUCCAGAAUGUCUUGAAGCCGUGCAGCCUAUGUGAAAAAAGACCUCGGGACGGGAACAUUAUUCAUGGGAAGACGAGCCAUCUGACGACAUGUUUCCAGUGUGCCCAGAGACUGAAGAAAUCUGGGGCUUCGUGUCCUGCUUGUAAGAAAGAGAUUCAGUUGGUUAUUAAAGUUUUUAUAGCAUAG